AUGCCGAUCACCAGCGAUAUCACCCUUAAUGUCUCCAAGUUCCAGCCAGAGAACGUCACAGAGUCAACAAAGAAAGCUGCCGCUCUUCUGGAAAACAUCACCACCACUGGGCCUCGAUGGUGGGAAGUAGAUAUCGAAAAAUAUCGUGAGAUGAGGGAGCUUGGUCAGACGUCGCUGCCCAGGCCCGUUUAUCUACCCGCGGCUCUUGAUGGCACUAUUCCUUCGCGCCAUGCUGGCCGUGAGAUCUCCAUCCGUAUCUACAAGCCAGAUAAUGGCCAGCCCAGCAAAGGCAUCUUCCUGCACUUUCAUGGCGGCGGUUUCGUGCUAGCAACGCACAAACACUCCGAUAGCACCCUCCGGGAAUACGCCAACAAGUGCCAGCUAACGGCCAUUUCAGUCGGGUACCGCCUAGCCCCGGAACACCCCUACCCGGCUGCCAUGCACGAUGCCAUCGAUGCCGCUGAGUACAUGGUGGACCAUGCGGCAGAGGUGUACAAUGCUCCCCUCCGCUUUAUCGGCGGGGAAUCAGCAGGAGCCUGUCUCGCGGCUCAGUCAGCCCUGCAGUUGAUGCGGUCACGGCCGUCUUACAAACUGUCGGGUCUCGUUCUUCCUUAUGGCUUGUUUGAUCUAUCCCUCGGUCUUCCCAUGAUAGCGGCUUCCACCAAGCCCCUCAUGAUAAAUUUGGAAAUCAUGGAGCGGUUCAACAGCGCAUAUGUGCCGGGCAUGAGCACUGUCGAGCUCAAACUUCCUUGCGUGUCCCCGCUAUAUGAGGACCUCCCGGCACUGGUUGCGGCCUCUUCUGUUGGAUCAUUACCACCCGCUCUCUUCUUUUGCGGGACGGAGGAUCCGUUGCUUGAUGACACGAUCCUGAUGAGCUCUAAGUGGAGCAUUGCCGGUGGCGAGGCCAUCGUCAAGAUCUACCCUGGUGCCACUCAUGGGUUUACUGCGUUUCCUGGUCUGCCUGUAGCAGAUGAGGCACAUGCGGUGACACUGGAGUUCAUACAGGAGAAAUUGAUCGACUCGGCGUGA
Penicillium concentricum is the source of this 1029-nucleotide messenger RNA. Its product is annotated as alpha/beta hydrolase. The coding region runs from base 1 to 1029 and encodes 342 amino acids. Gene Ontology annotation, biological process: triglyceride catabolic process. The transcript is spliced from 2 exons. Gene Ontology annotation, cellular component: cytosol. NCBI's taxonomy places the organism in Eukaryota, Fungi, Ascomycota, Eurotiomycetes, Eurotiales, Aspergillaceae. Gene Ontology annotation, molecular function: triacylglycerol lipase activity; sterol ester esterase activity. The record is from RefSeq and is a predicted model, not a curated record.